AUGGUAGUUAUUAAUGCAACUCACCCUGAAGAGUUUAUUCUCCUUGGCUUUGCCAACAUCCCUGUCUUCAUUAUUCUUCUGGUAACAUAUCCCCUAGCCAUGUUUGGGAAUGUUGCCAUCAUUCUGGUGUCCACCUUAGAACCCCGUCUUCACAGCCCCAUGUAUUUCUUCCUCAAAAAUUUCUCCUUUCUGGACCUGUGUUACACCACAAGUAUUGUGCCUCAGAUGCUGUUCCACCUGGGAAGCUCCAGAAAGACCAUAAGCUAUGUGAGGUGUGCAAUUCAACUUUAUUUAUUUAGUGCAAUGGGGGACACAGAGUGUCUUCUUCUGGCUAUUAUGUCUUUUGAUCACUACGUGGCUAUCUGCAGACCUCUGCACUACUCCCUAAUCAUGAACCAUCUUGCAUGCACUCUGUUAGUGUACGUCAUGUGGCUCUGUGGAAUUGCCUAUGCAAUCUCAGAAACCACACUUACGUCACAGUUCCCACUUUGUGGCAUCAAUACACUGGAUCACUUAUUAUGUGAGAUUCCAGUUCUGAUAAAGACUGCUUAUGGUGAAAAAGAGACAAAUGAAUUGGCACUUUCUGUGGCAUGUAUUUUUAUACUAGCUGUUCCUUUAUGCUUAAUACUUGCUUCCUAUAUUAGUAUUGGAUGUACUAUACUUAGGAUUAAGUCUUCUGAGGGAAGGACAAAGGCCUUUGGUACAUGUUCUUCUCAUCUUAUAGUAGUUAUCUUAUUUUAUGGUCCAGGAAUAAGUAUGUACCUUCAGCCUCCCUCCUCUUUCUCAAGGGACCAACCUAAGUUCAUGGCUCUCUUCUAUGGUGUGGUGACUCCUACACUCAACCCAUUCAUUUACACUUUACAUAAGGAUGUAAAGGGUGCAUUAGGCAAUUUGGCAAGAAGGAUUUCAUGUCCUAAGUGA
This is a messenger RNA of Microtus ochrogaster (prairie vole), 921 nucleotides long. Its product is annotated as olfactory receptor 2B11-like. The record is from RefSeq and is a predicted model, not a curated record. Lineage: Eukaryota; Metazoa; Chordata; Mammalia; Rodentia; Cricetidae.